AUGCCUGAAGAUAAAAGCUUUUGCUUGUAUCAAAGUUUGCACUUGUUUUUGGAUUGGGCAGAACCAAAGCCAGAAGAAGAAGCUUGGAACGUGACCGCUCUCAAUCAAAGAAGCAGCAAUGCCGGGUAUGGAGCUGCUAAAAAUGAAUUGCCUAUCACUUUGGCACCUUUACCCACGGUGGAUCAACUUGGCAAAGAGCACUUACCGACGGUGGCUGGGAUGCCGCAGCCACUGGGUCCUCCAGCAUCUUCGACAAAUCCCUUCGUAGCUGCUUGGGAGGAGCCGGCGGCACAAUCAAAGCCCUAUCAGAACUGGUGA
Molecule: messenger RNA, 318 nt
Organism: Strongylus vulgaris
Lineage: Eukaryota; Metazoa; Nematoda; Chromadorea; Rhabditida; Strongylidae
Source: the annotation of a GenBank genome assembly